AUAUAAAUUAGUAGACUACUAUGAUUAGAAAAGCUGUGUAAUUAUACGAAAACAAGUAUGUCAAAAUAUUUAUUUGGGCAUUCAAAUGCUAUGUCAUCCAUUCCAGAACUACUCCCAAGUUCGAUGCAAUAUUCUCUCUCAUCAGAGAUGAACACCGACUUGGUGAAUCUUGGGUCAUCAGAUAAUCAUGGACUCAAGGCGGUCUCCAAUUCUAUCCUCUUUCAUACUAAGCAACCCCAGAAUUCAAUGAAAUUCACAGUAGGUAAUAGUUAUAUGGUACAUGAAAGCAAGAACGAGAAUAAGAUGCCUACAUCUGAGAAACCUGAAAAUUUGUCUGCUUCUCCAGGUUCUGUAUCCAAGUCGAGAGGAAAUAAUAAGAGCUCUAUUGGAAGAAAGAGGAGAAAGGACGAGGAGGACAUGCAGAAACGAAAAGAAGUUAUUCAUGUGAGAGCAAAAAGAGGUCAAGCCACUGAUAGUCACAGUUUGGCGGAAAGGGUAAGAAGAGAGAAGAUUAACGAGAAGCUGAGAUGCUUACAGGAGCUUGUUCCAGGAUGCUAUAAAGCAAUGGGAAUGGCAGUGAUGUUGGAUGUUAUAAUCAGCUAUGUUCAAUCACUUCAGAAUCAAAUAGAAUUUCUCUCCAUGAAGCUCUCAUCAGCUAGCAUGUACUACGACCUCAGAUUCUCAGAGAUUGAAGCCAUGGAAACAAUUCAGGGAAUAAAAACAAAUGCAAAUGAACAGGUACAAGAGAUGGAGAGGAUGGUGAGGGAAGGGUAUGGAGGACCUUCCUACAACGACUCAACAUGGCCUCUUUAAUUGAAAAAAAUCCUAUACGCUAUGGACAAAUUUGCUCCUUUGAUGCUUAAUUAUUAUAUUUAUAAACUGCAUAUUAUAGCAAAAGAUAAAUACUUGUGGACACUAUCCAAGCUCACUACAGUAGCAAAAAGUAAAUAGACAUUAAAAAUGAAAGAAAUGAAUAGAUAUUUCCAUA
This is a messenger RNA of Durio zibethinus, 988 nucleotides long. RefSeq names its product transcription factor bHLH75-like. Gene Ontology annotation, molecular function: protein dimerization activity; DNA-binding transcription factor activity. Gene Ontology annotation, biological process: regulation of DNA-templated transcription. Gene Ontology annotation, cellular component: nucleus. Lineage: Eukaryota; Viridiplantae; Streptophyta; Magnoliopsida; Malvales; Malvaceae. The record is from RefSeq and is a predicted model, not a curated record.